AAAAUUGAGCAUUUACUUUAUCACUGCUAUCAUUGUUGAAAUCGCAUUUGGACUGAACAGAGUCGAUUGUCAUACAUUCGAUACAAAAGGAUAAUGCUUCCAAGUAAGCUGAGCAGCUCCUUGCUAUGUCAAUGCAAAGAUCUGAAGAAGCUUGUUCAAACAGUGAGCUCAGUACUGUCACGUGAUUUAUCCACAGAAACAGAGAGUUGGCGAACAACACCGACUGACAAGUCCAAACUUCCAUACGCGGUAAACAGCAAAUGUGAAAAAGUUGAACUACCCACUGGCACAAACCUAAAGAGUCCCGUGUGGUCAUGGAACGGCUGGGACCCCUUGGAGGAAGUCAUAGUAGGACGGGCAGAGGGAGCUUUCUGCCCACCAUUUGAAAAAGAAAUACAGGUUAACUCAUAUGGCGAUAAUUUUGAGUUCAUGAAAAAACAGGCUAGUAAACCAUUCCCGAAGGAGAUUGUUAACAAAGCAAUAACGGAAAUUGCCGAGUUUUGCCGAAUUCUAGAAGCAGAGGGUAUAACAGUAAAACAGCCUGAUAUAAUAGACUGGUCAGUUCCUUAUAAAACCCCAGAUUUCGCAUCCACUGGUUUGUAUGCGGCAAUGCCCCGAGACAUCUGGAUGGUUGUCGGAGACGAAAUAAUCGAAGCCCCGAUGUGCUGGCGGUCACGGUUCUUUGAAUACAGGGCAUACAGAGCUUUAAUGAAGGACUACUUCAAGAGAGGUGCCAAGUGGACAUCAGCCCCUCGACCACAGAUGUCUCAAGAGCUCUACGACAAUGACUAUCCUAUUGGCGACCUAGAUAAACGAUAUGAAAUGGCAAACAAUGGCAAGUUCCUGACGACGGAAUUUGAACCAGUGUUCGACACGGCUGACUUCAUAAGAGCCGGAACUGACAUCUUUGUGCAGAGAAGUCAAGUGACUAAUGACUUCGGCAUUGAGUGGGUGCGAAGUCAUCUUGCUCCUAAGGGUAUAAAGGUUCACAAGCUUAACUUUACGGACCCCCAUGCAAUGCAUAUAGACACAACAUUCAACAUCCUCGGACCUGGGUUGGUCCUAACGCAUCCAGAGAGACCCUGUCACGAGCUGGACAUGAUUAAGAAGGCCGGAUGGACCAUAUUGACGGCACCUAAACCACUCUGUCCCCCAGAUCAUCCUCUUUGGUUCUCCUCGCGAUGGUUAUCUGCGAACGUUGUCAUGUUGGACCCACAUAGAGUAUGCGUACAGAAAACAGAAACGACCACAGCGGCCAUGUUUGAAUCAUUCGGACUGAAGGCUAUCCCAAUAGACAUACGUCACGCCAACACACUUGGGGGUGGCUUCCAUUGUUGGACCUGUGAUAUAAGGAGACGAGGAACAUUGGAAUCUUACUUUUGACCAUCGAAAAAUUAAGCAAUUAAUGAUGAAAUGUUGAAUAUAUGUAUAUGUACAAAGAUAUGCCUCGCUUGAUUGAGGUUGAUAACAUUGAGGGAUGCCGAGUUUCGAGUUAAAAGAACAAAUGAAAGUUGUCUACUUUAGAAUAAAUUAUUUAGACAACCCUAAGUGGAACUGUAUAAUGCCUAUUGUUUGUCAAUGAAAAAGUAAGAUCACGAUCGUGCUAUACCAAAACAUGUGGUAUUAUUCAUGUCACCCUUUUAAAGGAUGACAGUCCCUUUAGUGUUGGAACAUAAUGUGAUGCGAAAAUCUUAAAGAUGUUCCCUGGGGGGGGGGGGGGGGUUACCAUUUUCAUCCUAUAGAACGACGUUCGGGGGGAUAUAGAGAACUCCGUCCGUCUGUCCCUUGGUCUUGGUAUCGUUUAUAUUUUAUACGUACGUGUCUUAGAUGUGAGUACAAGUUCUGCUCGAGAGCCGAUUGUGGCCGCCGGUUUCAAAAUGGCCGCCAUUUUAGUGUCAAUUUCACAGUAUUUUAGGUACAAUAAAUAAAA
Owenia fusiformis is the source of this 1930-nucleotide messenger RNA. Lineage: Eukaryota; Metazoa; Annelida; Polychaeta; Sabellida; Oweniidae. The record is from the annotation of a GenBank genome assembly.